CUUCUCCCCCGUGGUCCGGCGGCCACCCUGGUCCGGCCCUGGUCGCCUCUCGCCCCUGCACUCCUGCGAUGGUCACUGGCCUUACUCCCGGAUCCUGUGACCUCCUUGCCUGUAGAAGCGUGCAGAUGUGUUUGGAGGUCAGAAGGAAUGUUUCUCAGGAAUCCACUCUUUGGUUAUUGGAGUGUGAAAUUCAGCCUCUCCUGUGGCCCUUUUCCUUUAUGCUGGGAGCAGGGGGCACGCUGGUGGCCGUUUAUUUUUCCUAGUCCAGGGAUGGGGAGCCUGCGGCGUUGACACCACAUGUGGCCCCAGCUCUGCCUUCUGAGGAUUCUGCACUUACCCAAAACAGAAUGGCUCCUGUGAUGCCAACAUCUAGGUGUCAGGAAACAUUGACUUUCAAGGAUGUGGCGGUGGACUUCACCAGGGAAGAGUGGGGGCACCUGGGCCCUGCUCAGAGGGACUUAUACAAGGAAGUGAUGCUCGACAAUUACAGGAACCUGGUGUCCCUGGGACUUCAGGUGUCUAAACCAGAUGUGAUCUUCCAGUUGGAAAGAGGAGAAUCACCAUGCAUGUUGGAGGGCAAGGACUCCAGUGAUCCCUGUCCAGAGUUCCUUAGUCAGAUGUCCAGGCAUGAAACAGCAGAGUCAACUGUAAAUCCAUGUGUUUCUCCCGAAGAGGCAUCUAAGGAAAGAGUUAAGACAGAUGGUUCCUGGAAAUACAAAAUGGGAGAAGCCUGUGAACAGGAUGUCAGAGUAGAACAAAAGAAUUGCAAUCAGGACAGACAAGCCAGUCAAGAGACAACUAUCCACAGAGAAAUUUCUGCUAAGUCUGUGUUUGAAAGUUGUUUCAGUCUGGAGUCAGUCCUUGUUUCACAAGAGGGAGUUCAUGCUAGAAAAAGUCUUCAGGAAUGUGGUACAUAUGGAAAGAACGUAAAACAGUAUUCAGACCUAGAUGAAAGUGACAGAGUCUUUUGCAAGAAUAAUCUUUGUAAUUGUAAUAUAUGCAGCAAGUCAUUCAGUUGCCCUUCAGACCUUAUUUACUUUAAUAAAGAGCAUAGUGAAGAAAAAGUAUAUAAAUGUAAUGAGUGUGGGAAAUUCUUCACCAAUGGAAAAUCCCAUAGAAGUCAUCAGAGAAUUCAUACAGGAGAGAAACCCUUUGAAUGUAAUCAGUGUGGGAAAUCCUUUAGGUGGAAGAGCUAUCUUACUGUACAUAAGAGAAUUCAUACUGGAGAGCAACCCUUUGAAUGUAAUCAAUGUGGGAAAGCCUUCAGGCAAAGUUCUCACCUAACUGUACAUCAGGUAAUUCAUACUGGAGAGAAAGCCUUUGAAUGUCACCAGUGUGGGAAAUUCUUUAGCCUUAUUGAGCAGCUUAUUGAACACAAGAGAAUUCAUGCUGGAGAGAAACCCUUUGAAUGUAAUCAGUGUGGGAAAGCCUUCAGCCAAAUUUCUCAACUUACUCGACAUGAAAAAAUUCAUUCUGGAAAGAAACCCUUUGAAUGCCAGGAAUGUGGGAAAUGCUUCAUCCGUAGUGAGCAGCUUAGUUCUCAUAAGAGAAUUCAUACUGGAGAGAAGCCAUUUGAAUGUCAUGACUGUGGGAAAUACUUCAGCCAGAGAGGGCAGCUUAAUACGCAUAAAAGAAUUCAUACUGGUAAGAAGCCUUUUGAAUGUAGUCAAUGUGGAAAAGCAUUUAGCCGAAGCACUUACCUUACUGUACAUCAGAGAGUUCAUACUAGAUCAAAACCCUUUGAAUGCCAUGAAUGUCGAAAAUGCUUCUUCAGUAGUGAGCAACUUACUGAACAUAAGAGAAUUCAUAUAGAAAAGAAAUAUUUUGAAUGUAAUCAGUGUGGGAAAACUUUCAACCGAAGUUCUCACCUUACUGUACAUCAAAGAAUUCAUACUGGAGAGAAACCCUUUAAAUGUCACCAAUGUGGGAAAUCUUUCAGUGAUAGUGGGCGGCUCAGUACACACAAAAAAAUUCAUACUGGAGAGAAACCCUUUGAAUGUAAUCAAUGUGGGAGAGCAUUUAGCCGAAAUUCUAACCUUAGUGUGCAUCAGAGAAUUCAUACUGGAGAGAAACCCUUUGAAUGUCAUAAAUGUCACAAAUUCUUUACCCAGAGCAGGUCCCUUACUGAACACCAGAGAAUUCAUACUGGAGAGAAACCCUUUGAAUGUAAUGAAUGUGGAAAAACCUUCUGCCGGAGUGGGCAGCUUACUCUGCAUAAGAGAGUUCAUACUGGAGAAAAGCCCUUUGUAUGUCUUGAAUGUGGAAAAUCCUUCAGCCAUAGUUGGAUGCUUAGUGCACAUAAGAAAAUGCAUGCUGGAGAAAAACCCUUUAAAUGUCUUGAAUGUGGGAAAUCCUUUAGCUGGAGUGGAUCCCUUACUGAACAUAAGAGAGUGCAUACAGGAGAGAAGCCUUUUGAAUGUCAUGACUGUGGGAAAGCCUUUAGCCGUAGUGGUCAGCUUACCACACAUAAGAGAAUUCAUACAGGAGAGAAACCCUUUGAAUGUCAUGACUGUGGCAAAGCUUUUAGCUGUAGUUUUUACCUCACUGUACAUCAGAAAAUUCAUAAUGGAGAGAAACCCUUUGUAUGUAAUGAUUGUGGGAAGUCAUUUAGCUGGAACAAAUCCCUUACUCUACAUAAGAGAAUCCACACUGGAGAGAAACCUUUUGAAUGUAAUGAAUGUGGGGAAUCCUUUACCUGGAAGGGACAGCUUACUGAACACAAGAGAAUUCAUACUGGAGCAAAGAAACCUUUUGAAUGUAAUCAAUGUGGAAAAGCCUUUAGGCAAAAUUCCCACCUUACUGUACAUCAGAUAAUUCAUACUGGAGAGAAACCAUUUGAAUGUCAUCAAUGUGGGAAAUCCUUCAGGCAGAGUUCUCAACUUACUCGACAUGAGAAAAUCCAUAUUAGAUAGAAAUUUUUUUGACUCUGACAAAUGUAGGAAAUCUUAUCUAACACAAACAGCCUUCUGAACUUGAUUAUUUAUAUUACUGCAAAGAAAUAUUUAAGUGUAUAUAAUCAAUGGAAAAACCUUCAAAGUUAUAAAUUUUAAUUCUGCAGGAAGAGCUCAGUAGAUGGAAUAUUUUUACAUAUACUUCUUUCAGAGUGGAAAACAAUGAGGACAAGAGAACUCAUAUUGGAGAGAGAAAUUUCAAAUGUUAUAAUGAUGGCAUUUCUUUUCACGAAGUAGAUGUCUUAUUGAGCAUGAAGAGUAUUAAUUGAUACUUUGGUAAAGAAAUACUUUUAAGGCAAUGAGUGCGGGAAAGCCUUCACUUACAGUUUUUGUAAUCUGCUGCAUCAGAGAACUGGAGAAAUACCUUUGAACAAUGGAUGUAGAGAAUCCUUUAUUUCCUUAAACAAUUUACUAAAUUUGAGAGAAUUCUUUCUGGGUCAAAGAAACUGUUUGAAAUCCUUUACAUAAUCACAGUGUUUUGAAAGUUUGAAGGUACUUCAGUUUCUAUCUGCUUGAACCCACAUAUUUAAGAACGAUCUCACUGUGACAUACCUGACAAAGUAGUUACCUGAUGCGGUCCAGGGGUUAGGAGUCCUGGCACCCCAAAAUCAUGAUACCCGGGUCCUGCCCGAAAGAA
Molecule: messenger RNA, 3588 nt
Organism: Vombatus ursinus (common wombat)
Lineage: Eukaryota; Metazoa; Chordata; Mammalia; Diprotodontia; Vombatidae
Product: zinc finger protein 420-like
Exons: 6
Coding region: 348-2912 (854 amino acids)
Biological process (GO): regulation of DNA-templated transcription
Source: RefSeq, a predicted model, not a curated record